AUGAUCUUAACGAUAUUAGGCGCUUUUGCAGCUGGUGCUCAGUUGACUCUGGAGCAAAUUAUGGAACUGAUUCCGGCUGAUAAGCGUGAGGCGAUAGCAGCAAACAGUUUGGUGUCGAUUUCCCAGGGUGAACAUCCUGUAUUUGGAUUUAUGUUUUACCACAUUCACCCUUGUCAAACAGCCGCAGUGAUGAAAGAUCUCAAGUACGACAAAUACAUUAUUAGGUAUGUGAAAAUUUUAUUUCUUCUCUUAUUUUAG
Molecule: messenger RNA, 258 nt
Organism: Gongylonema pulchrum
Lineage: Eukaryota; Metazoa; Nematoda; Chromadorea; Rhabditida; Gongylonematidae
Source: the annotation of a GenBank genome assembly